Molecule: messenger RNA, 891 nt
Organism: Thecamonas trahens ATCC 50062
Lineage: Eukaryota; Apusomonadida; Apusomonadidae
Product: C-8 sterol isomerase
Exons: 2
Coding region: 29-850 (273 amino acids)
Cellular component (GO): endoplasmic reticulum
Source: RefSeq, a predicted model, not a curated record
ACUUGACUAACCACUUAAGCGAGUGACUAUGGUCUCCCUCAAGGUUAUUGGCAUUGCCCUUGGUGUUCUCACUGUUCUUGCUGGCAUGCUUAUUGAGACGCAGGAGCUCGACGGCUGCAUGUUUGAUCCGGACCACCUUCACGAGAUCGUUCAGUCGGUCAUCUCUGACUAUCCGGACCCGGAGGAUGUGCGCGGGCGGAUUGAUGCUGUUGUGGAGCGCGUGGACAAGGCGUACCCGGGGUACCUGCAGGGCAAGGACCGCGAGGAGUGGCUGCUCAACUUUGCCGGCAACGCUGUGGGCCAGAUGUGGCCGCUGCGGAUCACGCUCUCGUCGUACCUCAUCAUCUUUGGCACGCCGCACGGGCCCAAGGAGAACCCGGGCAUUCCCGGCAUGUCGACCAACGCGGCGUUCACCGGACGCUACCCGCUGGCCACCGACUUUUUCAUGCCGCUCACCGGGAUCCAGCUCGGCUACGCGCCUGGCGACAUGCGCGUCACCGUCCACAAGCCCGGUGACAUGCACAUUCUCAAGCCCGGCGACGCCGAGGUCUACGAGUUCCCGGGCUACAUUGCCGGCGAGUCGACCGGCGGCGGCUUUGCCCUCGAGUACGCCUGCGGUGGCUCAGCACUCCGCGCCGGCGAGACCGCGCCGUCGGGCAAGUCGGCUGGCGUCCGCGGCGCGUGGAAGGGCACCAAGGCCACUCUCUGGUCUCUCUUUGCCAUCCCCUCGAUGCUGCCGUUUGGCCUCGUCCAGAUCGCCACCUCGACCCACGACUACUACACCGCGUGGCGGACUGUUUACGUGUCGGCGUGGUACAUUGUGGAGAACCUGCUCCGCGGGCAGAUCUAACCAGCUAAACUAUGCCUCACACCUUUGGCCAGAGCGCGAUC